Amoebophrya sp. A25 is the source of this 186-nucleotide messenger RNA. Lineage: Eukaryota; Dinophyceae; Syndiniales; Amoebophryaceae. The record is from the annotation of a GenBank genome assembly.
CUCCGAAGGUUCUUCGCCUUUGUCGGCGAAGUCGGCGGGGUCUUCUUCGUCUUUUUUCUCCUUGGUGUCGAGGGCCGCUUUGCGGUGCUCCUCCUCUUCCUCGAGGAGCUUCCGGCCCUCUUCCUCGCGCGCUUUGCGGACCGAGGAGGGACGCCCACCGGACAGCUUUGUGGCCGGUCGCGUGUC